Messenger RNA from Lagopus leucura (white-tailed ptarmigan), 1249 nucleotides. Its product is annotated as coiled-coil domain-containing protein 166-like. Lineage: Eukaryota; Metazoa; Chordata; Aves; Galliformes; Phasianidae. The coding region runs from base 28 to 954 and encodes 308 amino acids. The record is from RefSeq and is a predicted model, not a curated record. The transcript has a single exon.
CCAAAGACUGAUGUCCCAGUGUGGAAUAUGGCAUCCAAGGCGAAACAGAGUCAACGAGACAGCGUUGGUGCUGGGAAAAACAAGGAAGUAAGAGCAGGAAAUAGGGAAGAACUGCGAAGAACCAGAAAUGGAGAUACAUCCAAAAGUGCCAUGGAAACAGUCGUCGGAGAGAGGAAUGCGUACCUGCAGAAGGAGUCCGAGAUUCUUAGCGAGCACAUGAACACAUACAUGGGCAGAGUGGAGCGCUUCCUACGGGAGAAUAAAUUCCUGGAAGAGGAAGCCAAACGGAAUCGGCAAGAGAGUAACAUUUAUCUCUCCUACCUGUCGAAACACGGCCAGAAGUGUCAGAAUCUGAUGAUAACGUUAAACGAGCAGAAUGAAACCGAUCUGUCUCAGGUCCGGCAGCAGAAAGAGAAGCUCGUCUCACGGUACGCAGAACGAGAAAGGGAGGCCAGGAGCCGCCUGACGGAGGUGGAGGCGAAGUACGCUCUUCUGAACAGUGAGGUUGAAGACCUGCAGCCUUUCAAAGACCUGCAGUUGGAACAGACGAGGAAGAUGAAAGAGCUGGAGAAGGAACUGCUGGUGGCGAAGAUCCGUCAUUCAGAAGAGAUGCACCAAAUCAAGAGCCGGUUUCUGCAGGCCAAAGCGGGUCGCGAGGAGGACUCCCGUCAGAAGAUCCUGCUGCUCAGCAGGAGAGCAGAAGCAGCAGCAAUGCGCUCCUUAAUUCAGCAUAUCGAGCAAGUGAAAGCUGAGAACCGGCGUCUGCGCCAGGAAUUGCUCGGGCUCAUCCGAUGCUCCGAGGUCCUCAAGGAAAUCCAAGCUGAACUGAGGGAGCAGCAGCAGCAGCUGCUUCGGGAGCAGUGGUGCACCCAGGACGUGGCACACGCACGGCGCAGGCUGCACCGGCAGGAGGCAACCUGCAGCUCUCACAGCCCUUUUGGAUGCGGAUAUUAGCCUGGAGAAACACUUCUCUGAGCCUCACCGGUGAUGCUGUGUCACCACAUCUCGCUGGACACCAAUGGCUGUUGCGGCCGGUUAGGUCACUGAAGGCUGCAAAGCGAUCAGGGUGGCUGAGUGUUGUGUGCGUGGAUGAAAGGAGCCACUGACACAGCUCACACUGUAUUUACUGACACCACGGAAUGAACGGACGAAGGCCGACUCCUCCAGCAACAGACUUCAUUGAAUUUACCUUCCGCUGGACUCCAAAGGGCAGAAAAUAAACAGGCAAGCAACCAAAGUUUCCAACCAC